UAUACUAAAAGACGAGUAGGACUUACCCCUCCAGUAUGCCCAACAUAGAUAUCAACGAGACCAAAGAAGAUCCCUUCCGGAGCACCUGCUUGGUCCCUUACAUCGACCUCGAGUCGGCCCCUUCCGUUAUCAAUGAAAAGCUGAAAGUACUCCCUUUCCGGCGCAACAUCCUCCUGACACUAGCACACUCCCACGGCCUUUUCCCACACUUCAGCGGUCUUCUUGGUGCUUGCUUCGACGGGAAACAACGCAAGAUUCCGGUAUUCGAUUGGCAGUUGAUCGUACUGAGGAUCGGCACUGUUCUCAAGGCUCAGUACGAGUACGAUGUCAAUCUACCUGUGGCCGAGGUGUUUGGUUUUCCUCAGGAAAAGAUCGAUGCGAUUGGAUGCUCCAUUCAAGAUGUUUUGGAAGGAAAAGGCCCAUGGACUGAUCGAGAUCGGGUGAUUCUUCGCGUCAUAGAGGAACAGCUGGCAACUUAUGAUAAUAAUCCCGACACGGUCAAAGAUGCUCUGAAUCUGCUCACGGUCGAGGAUUUGGUGGAGGCGUUGAUGAUAAUCGGCAUCUAUGCGCUGCUGGCCCGGGUGAUUAAUGGUCUGAAGGUGGACAUCGACAAGCCGACCCCGGAUUUGAAGGAGAAGAUUAAAACUGCAAUCACAGGCUAGAUAGGCAUUCCAAGGUAUUUGCCAUGUAAGGGGAGAAAUAUGUAAUUA
Aspergillus heteromorphus CBS 117.55 is the source of this 710-nucleotide messenger RNA. RefSeq lists its product as uncharacterized. The record is from RefSeq and is a predicted model, not a curated record. Lineage: Eukaryota; Fungi; Ascomycota; Eurotiomycetes; Eurotiales; Aspergillaceae. The coding region runs from base 36 to 662 and encodes 208 amino acids. The transcript has a single exon.